UUGCAAGGUGUAGUCGUGGCUAUAACCAAAAUAUUAACUCCAAAGAGGUAUCAAAAUCAUGAGAACUUUGGAGAUGGAUCAUCUAAAGAAUAUGAGAGAAUAUUUUAGGAGUGGUAUAACAAAGGAAGCAUCUUGGAGAGAAUCACAACUAAAAGGGUUGCGUCGUUUCCUAGUGGAAAAAGAGAAUGAUAUCUUCAUGGCCCUCAUGCAAGAUUUAGGGAAACACCGUCUUGAAGCUUUUAGAGAUGAGAUAGGAACGUUAGUGAAGACCUUAAAUCUUGCAUUAAAGUGUCUGAAAGAUUGGAUGUCAAGCAAGAAGGCUCCACUGCCUGCAAUAGCAUUGCUUUCAAGUGCAGAAAUUGUUCAUGAGCCUUUGGGUCUCGUCCUCAUUAUUUCAUCUUGGAAUUUGCCCUUUGGAGUGUCUUUGGAGCCACUGAUAGGAGCUAUAGCUGCUGGAAAUGCAGCAGUGUUAAAACCUUCAGAGUUGUCUCCUGCAUGUUCUUCUCUACUUGCUUCUGGCAUUGCCACUUACUUGGACAAUAAAGCCAUUAAGGUUAUCCAAGGGGGACCACAGGAAUCCGACCAAUUAUUACGUCAAAAAUGGGACAAAAUCUUCUUUACAGGUAGUGCACGAGUGGGGAGCAUUGUGAUGUCAGCAGCUGCGAAGCACCUGACCCCUGUAACACUGGAGUUGGGUGGAAAAUGCCCUGCUGUUGUGGACUCACUUUCAUCUUCUUGGGAUUUAGAGGUGGCUGUGAAGCGGAUUCUUGUGGGAAAAUACGGAACUUGUGCCGGUCAAGCAUGCAUAGCAAUUGACUAUGUCAUUGUGGAAAAGAGAUGCUGUUCAAAAUUGGUGGAAUUGAUGAAGGUGUGGAUCAAGAAAAUGUUUGGAGACAACCCACAACAUUCCAACACUAUAGCAAGGAUAGUUAAUAAACAACACUUAACUAGAUUAAUGAAACUUCUUGAUGAUCAAAAGGUUCAAGAAUCUGUGGUUUAUGGUGGCUCAAUUGACGAAGAAAACUUAUUUAUUGAGCCAACAAUCUUGGUGGAUCCCCCACUUGAUGCAGCAAUAAUGUUAGAUGAAGUUUUUGGCCCAUUACUUCCAAUUAUUACUGUGGAUAAGAUUGAGGACAGUAUUGAAUUCAUAAGCUCUAGGCCUAAGCCUCUUGCCCUUUAUGUUUUCACCAAAAACAAAACACUGCAGAACAGAAUGAUAUCUGAAACAUCAUCAGGCAGUGUUACUUUCAAUGAUGCAAUUCUGCAAUAUGCAGCAGAUAGUCUACCAUUUGGAGGAGUAGGUGGAAGUGGAUUUGGCAUGUACCAUGGGAAAUUCUCCUUUGACACAUUCAGUCACCAAAAAGCAAUUGUUAGAAGAAGUUUCUUAACUGAUUUUUGGUAUAGAUAUCCACCAUGGACAGCAAAUAAGUUUCAACUACUUGAGGUCUCUUACAAUUAUGAUUAUUUGGGAUUGGUCCUUGUUAUUCUUGGAUUAAAGAGACCAUCAAAACGCCAGAUCAUACCUUGUUAAUCAGCUGUUAGUAUUAUUAUAUAUCUUAAAAUCUUAAUAUUUAUGUUAUAGAUUUGGUGUUCUGUGUGCAACUAUGCAGACUAAUUAUGUGUUUAACUUGAUUUAUCCUUUAUAUAAUAAGAAAUUUUAGAGAUUUUAUACUA
Molecule: messenger RNA, 1674 nt
Organism: Medicago truncatula (barrel medic)
Lineage: Eukaryota; Viridiplantae; Streptophyta; Magnoliopsida; Fabales; Fabaceae
Product: aldehyde dehydrogenase family 3 member F1
Exons: 10
Coding region: 59-1531 (490 amino acids)
Biological process (GO): aldehyde metabolic process
Cellular component (GO): cytoplasm
Molecular function (GO): aldehyde dehydrogenase (NAD+) activity
Source: RefSeq, a predicted model, not a curated record